Molecule: messenger RNA, 1098 nt
Organism: Penicillium soppii
Lineage: Eukaryota; Fungi; Ascomycota; Eurotiomycetes; Eurotiales; Aspergillaceae
Exons: 4
Coding region: 1-1098 (365 amino acids)
Source: RefSeq, a predicted model, not a curated record
AUGCCGCAGUUGGCCGAGGCGAUCAACAGGGAAGAUGACUGGACUGGGACCAAAGAUCCAGCAGCACGCAGACGGGCGCAGACUAGACUCAACACCAGGGCGUACCGCAAACGCAAAGCUCUAGCAAAAAAAGCCGAAGAACUCAACCCUCCAACAACUGGCACGCUGGUCAAAUCAGAAGCGCUAAUCGAAUGCUGGGACAUCGAGAAGCAAUCCAUCUCUGUCGUCUCUGCCACCCGUGCGAAGAAAUUAUACAAUGCGAGGGAUCCCUUGUUGCGAGGAAAAUCUAAAAAUGAGCGGAAUACCUUUGUCUUCCCCCUUUGCGCGGACCACCUCAUUACGCUCCUUCAGUUCAACGCCCUCCGAGCCAUGGCCACCAACCGUACUAUAGUCACAGGCAAAAUCGUCACCCCACUUGACUGUGAAGAGGAAAUUGUUCAUCUCACACCCUACCCCACUGAUACCGAGAGCUUUCCUUCAUCGCUUCUACCUACUGCUCUUCAACAAACGGUGCCACAUGGUAACUGGAUUGAUAUCUGGCCGAGUCCUGAAGGACGCGAUCGUCUCAUCCGGGCCACCGGCACUUUUAACGAAGACGAUCUAUGGGAAGACUGCGUCGGUGGGCUGUAUGAGGGGUUCCCCGACGAUGAAAUCACGCGGCGCGGUGUGAUUGCGUGGUCACCACCCUGGGAUAUCACGGGAUGGGAGAUGUCAGAAGGGUUUCUGACGAAAUGGGGGUGGCUGGUUGCUGGACUACCGGGAGCUUCUCCCAACAGCAAUUUCAAUCCACUCAUCAUCGUGGAUAUCGACGACCGUCUUGUUCCAUUUGCGAGCCGCGACAUCCCGCCGCGACAGAAUGUCGAUCUCACAGAAGGAUCUGUGCUUCAUCUCUGGAAUCCAGAGCCAAGACAUGGCGGUGCAGAUAAUCGCAGUACCAGCCCAGAUCUAGCCGCUCCUGUCGCCCAAGUUCCGCUUAUCAGUGUUAAGCAUGUAGCUGGAAAGGAAGAUACAAGGGAUAUUGACCGAGUAGUAGCUCAAGAACAGGAAGCUGGAGCACCGGUUGGCAAAAGAGAGGCAGCACCUCUCUCAGCAACUUGA